This is a messenger RNA of Pangasianodon hypophthalmus (striped catfish), 2447 nucleotides long. RefSeq names its product syntaxin 3b (gene stx3b). Gene Ontology annotation, biological process: intracellular protein transport; synaptic vesicle fusion to presynaptic active zone membrane; exocytic insertion of neurotransmitter receptor to postsynaptic membrane. Gene Ontology annotation, cellular component: synaptic vesicle; presynaptic active zone membrane; postsynapse. The transcript is spliced from 11 exons. Gene Ontology annotation, molecular function: SNAP receptor activity; SNARE binding. NCBI's taxonomy places the organism in Eukaryota, Metazoa, Chordata, Actinopteri, Siluriformes, Pangasiidae. The coding region runs from base 384 to 1253 and encodes 289 amino acids. The record is from RefSeq and is a predicted model, not a curated record.
UAGCGAGAGAGCGAGAGAGCUUAGAGUUUUGUGAUUACAGCGAGAGAGACAGAAAGAGAGAGAGAGAGAGAGAGAGAGAGAGAUUAAGCGUACACAACUGUUGUCUUAAUCCUCUGAGCGGAUAGAUUUAGACGGAAAAACACUGCUGGUUUGGAGCACAGCAGCCAUUUUUAUGGACCGUUUGAGGAAAAAGUGGACUUGGAGGAGGAAGACAGCAGCCUGAGGGAGAACAGAGGAAAACUUUUUUUUCUUUUUUUGCCUCGGCUUUUCACUUCCCAGCUGCUACUGACUGCCCACUUCACUUCUUCACUUCUUCACUUUAUCUAUUUAUUUAUUAACUUACUUCAUUUCGUAUUUGUGACCCCCACAAGGCAGAGGCGAGCAUGAAGGACCGACUGGAGCAGCUGAAGGCGACUUGUGACCAUGACGACGAGGAUGUUCAGAUCGCUGUGGUUAACCCAGCGUUCAUGGACGAUUUUUUUUCCCAGAUUGAAGAAAUCAGAAUCAGCAUUGAUAAGAUUGAUGAAAAUGUAGCUGAAGUGAAGAAACUUUAUUCCGUUAUACUGUCUGCGCCGACAUCUGAUCAGAAAACACAAGAUGACCUGGAGGCCCUUACCAAUGACAUUAAGAAAAUGGCAAACAACGCACGCAACAAGCUGAAGACCAUUGAGAGGGAUCUUGAGACAGGGGAAGAGGAACGAGUGUCAGCUGACAUGAGAAUACGCAAAUCACAGCAUGCAGUUCUCUCCAGGAAGUUUGUGGAUGUGAUGACGAAAUACAAUGAAGCUCAGGUGGACUUCAGAGACAAGAGCAAAGGACGUAUCCAGAGACAGUUAGAGAUCACUGGUAAAGUCACUACUGAUGAGGAGCUGGAGGAAAUGUUGGAGGGGGGCAAUGCAGCGGUCUUCACUGCUGGGAUCAUAGAUUCAGGAAUCUCCAAGCAGGCGCUGAGCGAGAUCGAGUCUCGUCACAAAGACAUCGUCCGGCUGGAGAGCAGCAUAAAGGAACUACACGACAUGUUCUUGGACAUCGCCAUGCUCGUAGAGAGUCAGGGUGACAUCAUUGAUAACAUAGAAGCGAAUGUGUCAAAAACAGUGGAUCAUGUUGCAGUAGCAAAGAUUGAAACAAAGAAAGCAGUCAGGUAUCAGAGCAAAGCACGGAAGAAAGUGGUGAUUAUAGUGUGUGUUGUAUUGGUGCUUCUUGGCAUCAUUGCUUUGAUAAUAGGGCUGUCUAUAGGACUUAGACAGGCAUAAGUCACUAUAGCUGCUGAAAAAUGAUCAUCUUGGGUGUGAUCUGUGCUGUGGUUUUGGUCAUCAUCAUUAUCAUCAUACUCACACAGACACUCUGAGACCACACCCAUUUCUGUGACUCCUCCCACUCUAGUCAUUUAUCCGUCUGUGGCAUUCCCGGUCCCUCUUUUCUCUCUCAUCCCUUCUCGAGAAGUGCGACAGAAGUUAAACACCCUCCUCAUCUGUCACUGUGUCCUCCUGCGCUCCACUGACGGAUGGACGAUUCCUCACCACGGCUGUUUGAAAGUGUGCUUUCAUUUAAAGCACUCUGACUGCUGGGGCAAUUGCAAAGCAAGUCUGUUUUGCGUGAAUGGACAGGGCUAUUUUGUUGAAGUAUGGAUUGUACAGAGAAAUAGACCUCCACUUUCUUACCUUGACAUUUUUAAUAGUGUGCUUUACACCAAAGACUUGACUAAUCAUCCAUGGAACCUAAAGUGGUCUUACUGUAUUUCGUGAUUUAUUAUAUAUAUAUAUAUAUAUAUAUGUAUAUGUGUGUGUGUGUGUGUGUGUGUGUGUGUGUAUAUAUGUAUGUGUAUGUGUGUGUGUAUAUAUAUAUAUAUAUAUAUAUAUAUAUAUAUAUAUAUAUAUAUAUAUAUAUAUAUAUAUAAUUUCAACACCCUUACACUCUUAUCCAUCCAGUCAACACGUCAUUUCACGUGUGCCACAUGUGCCAUUUCAUAUACCUCUGUGGAAAAUGACUUUCUGAUUCUCUCAUGCUGAAUGCAAUUCACAACUGAGAGAUACUCUAUAACAUCAGUACUUGUCGGAUUUACAUUUCUUUUCAUGAAACACUCAGUGAUCAUUUAUAGACUUUUGGCCAUGCUUUUAUCACCUGAUAUUUCUGUCAUAAGGUCCCAUGUUUUGAUCAAGGUCCAUAUAUGAUGAUGUGUAAUAAUUUGCACUAUCAUGAAUGUCUCAUUUCACUGGAAUUUGAUUAAUAAUAAUAAUAAUAAUAAUUAUUAUUAUUAUAAUUAUAAUAAUAAUCUAACUUAAAAGCAAUUUAAAGAGGCUCAGUUGGGUAUUCAGUCAUCAACAGAACCCACAACUAGGAAGGAUAAAGUGCAAUUAAGUUGUGUUUUUAAAUUUUCACACUUUCUUGUAAAAAAAAAAAAAUAUCUAUAUAUGUCACUUGAGGAAUAAAUGAUUUUAUAUUUUUAA